Anisakis simplex (herring worm) is the source of this 213-nucleotide messenger RNA. Lineage: Eukaryota; Metazoa; Nematoda; Chromadorea; Rhabditida; Anisakidae. The record is from the annotation of a GenBank genome assembly.
CCUGGUGAUGCAGCCUUACAAGUGUUUAAGUAUGAUGGUAGUAUGGGUGAUUUUGGAUCUUAUCUGGACUCUGAUAUGUCGUUGAUGGAACAAGAGGAUGAACUCGAAAUUCUUAAAGCUGAUCCGUGUGUUUUGCUCACUUUUUUUGAUCUCUUUCCGUUGAUCAACUUUUCGUUGAUCAGUUUAUAUUGCAUCAAGUGCUGGUUCAUUUGA